Messenger RNA from Candidula unifasciata, 1116 nucleotides. The record is from the annotation of a GenBank genome assembly. Lineage: Eukaryota; Metazoa; Mollusca; Gastropoda; Stylommatophora; Geomitridae.
AUGGGAAAGGCAAAACCAGGCUUUUUGACACCAAAGGCAAUAGCCAAUCGCAUCAAAGCAAAGGGUCUUCAAAAGUUACGAUGGUAUUGCCAGAUGUGCCAGAAACAAUGCAGAGAUGAGAAUGGUUUCAAGUGUCACCUGACCUCUGAGUCUCAUCAAAGACAAUUGCUGUUGUUUGCAGAGAAUCCAGACAAGCAUAUUGAUGAAUUCUCCAAAGACUUUGAGACUGAGUACCUGGAGCUGCUUAGACGAAGAUUUGGUACAAAGCGUGUACAUGCUAAUCUUGUGUACCAGGAGUAUAUUUCAUUCAGAGAGCAUGUUCACAUGAAUUCCACCCAGUGGGAGACCCUCACAGACUUUGUGAAACAUCUAGGGAAGGAAGGAAAAUGUUCGGUGGACUACACAGAGAAAGGCUGGUUUGUUGCUUACAUCGACAGAGAUCCUGAAACUAUUCGUAGACAGGAAGCUGUGAAAGCCAAAGAGAAAAUGGAUGCCACUGACGAUGAGAAAAUAGCCAAAUUUAUUGAGCGACAGAUUGAAAAGGCCAAAGAGGCAGGUCCCAGCAAAGAAGAUGCUGAAUAUACAGAACUGAAGAGAGACGAUGAAAAUGAGAAGGUGGCUUUCAGUUUGGGAGCAACCAAGAAGGCAGAUACAGCAACCAAACCUGCAGAGCUGGCAGCAUCCAAAAAUCUACUAGCAGCAGCACCAGCAGCAUCCAGCAAACCUAAAGAGUCCUCCCAAAGUAAGGCCGAUAAGAGGAAAGCCAAAACUGCUUUGGACGAAAUCAUGGAGGCAGAGGAGAUGAAAAAAGAAAAGCUGAACCGUAAAGAUUACUGGUUAUGCCCUGGUAUUGUGGUGAAAGUUGUUCAUAAAAAGCUCGGAGACAAGUACUACAAGAAGAAAGCUGUGGUUAAGAAAGUGAAGGAUUGUUACACAGGCAUCAUAAAGAUGCUGGAUUCUGGAGACAAGCUGAAGGUUGACCAGACACAUGUGGAGACCGUCAUACCAGGAAUUGGUAAGAGUGUGUUGAUAGUUAACGGAGCCUAUCGUGGGGAGCAAGCUGUCCUGGAUGCCAUUAAUGUAGACAAAUUCUGCUGCACUGUCAGAAUCAGAACU